ACCAAGAGGGUUUAACUUUGCUUAUUCAUGACCUUGAUGAAUUACAAGGCGAGAGGAUGAGUUUGCUACCUGUUGGUGAUACCGACCAGCAACCGGAAAUUAAAUUUGUUGUCGAGGAAGUUGCAACUUUAUCAACUAACGAUGGAAGAAUUCUUCUCAAAGUUCAAGAAAAUUUUGAACAGUUGAAUAAUUGUCAAGGACAAACUAUUGUUAUCAAAAAUCCUUCGCUAGUGAAAAAGUCAGAUUCGUUAUUAGAUAUCGGAUUUUCUUAUCGUGGUGAGAACGGAGAACUUAAUUUCGAGCGUGGUUAUGAAGGUAUAAUUUUUGAAGAAACAACAGAAGAGAAAGGAGUUGGUGGAGUAGAAAAAGCGUUUUUGGUAAUAGGUGUAGUUGCU
Molecule: messenger RNA, 395 nt
Organism: Paraglomus occultum
Lineage: Eukaryota; Fungi; Glomeromycota; Glomeromycetes; Paraglomerales; Paraglomeraceae
Source: the annotation of a GenBank genome assembly